This is a messenger RNA of Closterium sp. NIES-65, 1719 nucleotides long. Lineage: Eukaryota; Viridiplantae; Streptophyta; Zygnematophyceae; Desmidiales; Closteriaceae. The record is from the annotation of a GenBank genome assembly.
AUGGCGGAAGAGUUUCUAUCGAUGGGCGACUCGGUGGUCAUCUGCGGUCGAGACGACGAUCGCCUGGCUGCAGCCGUUGAUGCGCUCCGACAGUCGGAAAAAGCGGCCGUCAAGGAAGACGAGUCGCCGAGUGCGCGCGUGUGGGGGAUCCGUUGUGACGUGGCGAAUGCGGAGGAUCUGGCGAGCCUGGCGGGAUUUGCGGUGGAGCAAAUGGGAGGCGUUGAUAUUUGGAUCAAUAAUGCAGGCCAGGUGACGUCCAAGUCGCUGCUUGCAGAUGUGGCUCCAUCGGACAUUGCCUCGGCUGUCAGCACCAAUGUGCUUGGGUCCCUCCUUGGCUGCCGGGAAGCCAUCCGAGUGAUGCGGCAACAAGCUGACGCAACCCAGUCCUCUGCCACGCCCCGUUACCACAUCUUCAACCUUGGGUUCUCCCGGUGGGGAGCAGCAUUCACGCGCUCAGCUGCCACGCACAAAGCCACCAAGAUGGCCCUCUCGCAGCUCACCACCAGUCUCAAUGACGAGCUCAAACAGGCAGGUCUGACAAGCAUAGCGGUGCACAACCUGUCACCAGGCAUGGUGCUCACGGAUCUGCUUCUCAAGGACUCCACUCCCAUCGCACGCCGCUUCUUCAAUGCACUCGCAGAGGAACCAGAGACUGUUGCAGCUGCCAUUGUUCCUCUCAUUCGUGGAGUCACGGCGCCGAACGAGAAUGUGGAGUACAUGUCGCCUGUAGAUGCGUUCAUUCGGGUUGUCACUGGAGUGCCACAGAUUGUCAAAGGUGGCCGGUUCUUUGAUGGAAACGGGGACAGGGUUCCACAAAAAGGUAGUGAUCAAACCAUGGCGGGCCACGUGGAGGGACUGACUGAGGAGCAGAAGCAGCAGUAUCUUGAUCAAGGCUAUCUGGUGCUUGAAGAUUUCUUGUCGUCGGACGAUUGCUCCCGAAUGAUGCAGCGAAUCGACGAGCUGCUGGAGGGUUUCGACCCCAACACGGUCAACGUCUUCAGCACGCGUGAUCAGGCCCGCCUGACCAACGAUCAUUUUCUCGACAGCGGCAGACGAGUCUCUUUUUUUUUCGAAGAGAAGGCGUUUGACGCAGACAAGAAGCUAGUGAAGCCCAAGAAGCUUGCCAUCAACAAAGUGGGGCAUGCCUUACACGACUUGGACAGUGUGUUCGGCCCGCUGUCUCGCUCCCCUAAGGUCGCCGCCAUUUGCAAGUCCCUGGGCUUCCGGCGGCCCUUGCCCGUCCAAUCUAUGUACAUAUUCAAGCAACCGGGCAUAGGCGGCGAGGUGGUGCCCCAUCAGGACAGCUCGUUUCUGUACACAGACCCGCCCUCGUGUGUGGGCGUGUGGGUGGCGGUGCAGGACGCCACGGUGGACAAUGGCUGCCUGUACGCUCUGCCAGGCUCACACAAGGACCCCUUAGCGCGCCGGUUUCUGCGGGACGGCAAGGGCGGAGUGACGUUUGACGCGCCCAGCCCCACAUACGACCUCACCCAGUUCGUGCCUGUCCCAGUCAAGGCCGGCACUGCCGUCAUUCUGCAUGGCCAGCUCGUGCACUUCAGCUACGAGAACAAGUCCCCCGUGUCACGCCACGCCUACUCCAUGCACAUUGUCGAGUCGGACGGGGCGGCAUAUCCGUCCGACAACUGGCUUCAAGUGGCCGCAGAUGACCCACCGUUCCAACCGUUUUAUGCUGCAUCAUCCACUGCAGCUGCUCAUUAG